Messenger RNA from Mugil cephalus (flathead mullet), 6329 nucleotides. RefSeq names its product TBC1 domain family, member 22a (gene tbc1d22a). NCBI's taxonomy places the organism in Eukaryota, Metazoa, Chordata, Actinopteri, Mugiliformes, Mugilidae. The coding region runs from base 694 to 2412 and encodes 572 amino acids. Gene Ontology annotation, biological process: activation of GTPase activity. The transcript is spliced from 15 exons. The record is from RefSeq and is a predicted model, not a curated record. Gene Ontology annotation, molecular function: GTPase activator activity.
GUUGCCCUCCACUACAACCAGACUUUUACCUUUAGCUCAGUGGUAACUGGGAUUAAGGUGAAGCCCUAACACAAGUAAAAGGGUAAAUAAACAAACAAAACAUUUAAUUUGAUCUAAUUUUAAAGGUAAACUGAACAGUUUGUUUUCUAUUGCCCAUGUAUAACAUUCAUUUAGUGUUAGUGUUAAGUUAGUGUUAAGUUUUCAGUGUAAUGUUCUCACUACAAAGGAAGCCUCUUGAUGAACUGGUGAGGAUUUCUGGUUAGCUGCAACGCAUGAAAAUCUGCAGUCAGUCAUUAUAACAUCACAACUCAUAUUUUGAUUUCUAUGGAUAUUCUGAAAAUAAAUUACUACUGGCUAUAAAUGGAGAUGCUGAAGCCCUUUCUCUCCCCCCUGAUCCUAACGCUGGUGGUCUCCUUUGACUGACACACAGUUUUUAGUUUCUGUCAACAAAGACCACGGACCAUGACGUCAGCAGCCUGCCAGUGGAUCUCACUUGUGAUUGGCUCAUAAUGAGGAAGUGUCCUUCCAGCCAAUCACGGGCGCGCUUACUCGCCGAUUAGGCACUACCAAUAUGGCGGCUUUCUGAGUUUUGGAGGAGAGGACCUGGUGUAAAUAAACACGAAUUAAACAGUUUACAGGUGGCGACAGCGUCGGGGUGUUUGACUUUAGGACUGAUUGGAGCGCAGGGGGAAAAUGUCGAGUGACGGAAGUAAAAAACAGUUCUGGAAAAGAAACACAGCGAAGGUUCCUGGCAGCAUUCAGCAUGUGUAUGGCGCACAGCAUCCACCCUUCGACCCUCUGCUUCAUGCGAAUCUCAUCAAAGCACACAAACCCCCUCCGGCCACGCCGGGCAAGCCCAAGAAGGCCACCACCUUCCAGGAGUUCGAGAGCAUCACGAGCGACGCCUGGGACGUCGGCGACGACGACGACGAGCUGCUGGCCAUGGCCGCGCAGAAUCUCAACAUCGAGGUCGUCAUGGAGACGGCCAAUAAAGUGAUUGAGAAUCACAGCAAGCAGCAGGAGAGACAGAGGCUGGAUGACACGACGGAGCUGGAUCAGAGGGAAGAGGACACGACGCAGGAGGAGGUGGCCGAGGACGAGGAGGACGAGGACGAGGAGGAGGAGGAGGACGGGGGCGACGACGGAGACGUGACCAGCCCGGAGGUGUCGUUUGCCUCCCACAGCAGCCCCUACACCGACAGCCGCCUAGUGAAGUCCCACAGCGAAGCUCCGAUCGGGUCGCCUAAAGAUGCAGCAGGUGAGCACGCAGCCCUCCACAGACAGCGGUCGCUGCCCCACCGGCCGCCCGUCAUCCCGCUGGUGGCUCGCAUGGCUGACCAGAACACAUCUGGCACCCCAGCGAUGACCGAGAGGGAGGCGUCCCGUCUGGAUAAGUUCAAACAGCUGCUGGCGGGGCCAAACACAGAUCUGGAGGAGCUACGGAAACUCAGCUGGUCUGGAAUCCCGCGCCAGGUCCGACCGAUCGCGUGGAAGCUCCUCUCAGGUUACCUGCCCGCCAACGCGGAGAGGCGGGAAAGCGUCUUGCAGAGGAAAAGGCAAGAAUACUUCGGCUUCAUCCAGCAGUACUACGACUCCCGCAACGACGAGCACCACCAGGACACGUACAGACAGAUCCACAUAGACAUUCCUAGGAUGAGCCCUGAAUCUUUGGUGCUGCAGCCAAAGGUGACAGAGAUUCACAUUGACAUACCGAGAACUAAUCCUCUUAUUCCUCUCUUUCAACAAGCUUCUGUCCAAGAGAUCUUUGAGCGCAUCCUGUUCAUCUGGGCCAUCCGCCAUCCAGCCAGCGGCUACGUGCAGGGCAUCAACGACCUGGUCACGCCGUUUUUCGUCGUCUACGUCUUCGAGUACAUCGAGGAAGAAGUAGAGAACUUUGACGUGUCCAGUCUCCAGGAAGAGGCUCUGAAGAACAUCGAGGCUGACAGCUUCUGGUGCAUGAGCAAACUGCUGGAUGGCAUCCAGGACAACUAUACAUUUGCUCAGCCAGGCAUCCAGAGGAAAGUCAAGGCCCUGGAGGAGCUGGUCAGCAGGAUUGAUGAGUCCGUGCACCGGCACAUGCAGCAGUACGAGGUGGAGUACCUGCAGUUCGCCUUCCGCUGGAUGAACAACCUCCUGAUGAGGGAGCUGCCGCUACGCUGCACGAUCAGACUGUGGGACACCUACCAGGCUGAACCGGAGGGCUUCUCCCAUUUCCACCUAUACGUGUGUGCGGCCUUCCUGGUGAGGUGGAGGAAAGAGAUUCUAGAGGAGAGGGAUUUUCAGGGCCUGAUGAUCCUCUUACAGAACCUUCCCACGAUGCACUGGGGCAACGAGGAAGUGAGCGUGCUGCUGGCUGAAGCCUACAGGUUGAAGUUUGCCUUUGCCGACGCGCCCAACCACUACAAGAGAUGAUGAUGAGCGUGGCUCUCUGCGGCUACUCCUCCUCCUCCUCCUCCUCCUCCUCCUCCUCCUCCCUCUGUUCCUCCCUUACUCCCCACAGUCGCCGGCUGAACUUAGAGGCCUCUACUCCUCCAUGGAAGGACCUCCCUUUUCUUAACCUCCCUCUCCCCGUACUGCCCGACGGGCCUUUUCAGCUACUAAGAGAUUUGAAUCAACCAAUGACAGAGAGGACGUGCGGUGUAGCAUUCUUAACAUGUUGCCGUGGAGCCUUUUGUUGUUUUGUUUUUUUUAAAUUAUUUUUCUCUGAUCUGCUCUGAAAUGUGCACUCCUGCACCCCUGCAGUUCUUUAUCUCUGAAGAUCCUGAGUUUUCGUCCGACGAGCUGACGCCUCAAAGAACCAGAAUCCAACCUGGUGCAGGACCACAAGCUGCUGCUCAGCACCGCCUGGGGUUCGGUCUGGCGUCAGAAAAAUAUCCCUUUCUGCUUAUUGUCAUUUACAGUACCAUGGCAAUCCUUUUUUAAAUUUUUUUUUUUUUUUUGCUGCCCAAGGCGAAAACGCGACCUUUUAUUCAGUUUGCAAAGACGAGGGACGAUAGCAAAGGGCACCGUGGUGGAUGUUUUACAUAUCCAAGCCCCGUCUCCCGGUCGCAGCACAGCCUGAAGGAACGCGACCUCUCCUCAUUUUGCUUCCACGCCAGCAGAUUGUUGUCAAACACACUAGGACUCUACGAUUAGAGAGAUUGUCUGUCCGCGUCUCCUUCCCCUGAACCACUCCGACCCCUUCAUCCCGCUCUCCCGCCCCUCGCCGCUACGUCGCAGCCAAACAGCGGUAGGAGGCGCGCGGGCGUCAAAGAACAUGAUGAGCCGCUAGGAGUAAAGAAAGCUACUUAUUCGUCGUAUUUUCGUUCAGUUUUCCGUAGACCUGCCUGAAUACGACGGGCCGUGUCUUAUCUAUUAACUUAGGACUACCUCAGAACAGUAACAAAACUAGAGAUCCACUUAAAGAAGUAAACACACAGAUAACAUGUUCACUCUGAAUCAGAAACUAUCCUUAACCAAAGCAGAAUUUGUCUCAAAUACAGUACAAAAACCAGCCUAAACGCGGUUGCAAAUUUACGAUAUUGCCUUAUGAUUAAAGGAUGAAAUGUGUCUUUUUCUCACGACAUCUUCUCCUCUCGUCUUUUGGUUCCAUGGAGUCCGUACGGCAUGAUGCGUUUGGUGUCUGCUAGCUUAUACGGCGCAUAAGUUAGAGGGGACUCCAACAACAAGCAAAGCUUCCAGUGAAGGAAGGUAACAAGUUAACAUUAUUCUAGGUGAACACAUGAAAGCAGUGGGUGAUGGGUGUCGGAGGUGUUGCACUUUAAAAAAAGAAGAAAAAAAGAAUAGAAACCAUGCGAGCUUGAUCCGUAUUCUCCUAAACGAAUCACGUGUAACCAACAACUAGGCUGCUGUCGAUUUAAAAAAAAAUCUCCGCGUAACUUCCGUAGUCGUGUAAAUCAAUACAAAUGCUGUUCCUUCGCUCACAAGCAGCCGACCCAUAUUCCCGUUAUGUCACUUUAAAAUUACCCUCUUAAUAACGAACCAACACCUUCUACCUUCCAGUAGCGUUACGUUCAUUUUCCAGAAACCGUAGUGGCGGAAAACAAAACACGACAGAGCGCAGCGGGAUGCCUUUAAAUGUGCGGGUUUACAUUUGACUCCGUCUGAGACUGGAAAUUAACUUUUAAUGUCCCGGAGAAGUGGGUCUCUAGGAUCGGUGAUAUAAAUUUGACAGGCGUAACACACGCUUUAAUGUCAAACCUUACGUGUGUAUGGAGAGGUGCAUAAAUAACUUACCGUUAUCCUCGUGAACGCGACCCCUCCACCUUACGCCGGCCUUUGCAGUCGUGGCGUUAGCGUCUUUGUUCAUGGGGCCUCUUAGCCAAAGCCAGUAGCGCCAUAUUGGUGUCAUGCUGGGAGGAGGAGGUGGUGGUGGUGGUGGGGUAAUAAGACAUUCAUGACAUAACGCUAAGCUGUAAACGUUUGGAGCCUCCUGUCGCGACUCCGCCAGGAUCCAUUAUUGUCACCGGAGCCGGUGAAGACGGUGUGCGUAGGUGUGUGAAGGGGAGAAGGAAGGAGAGACACAGGGAGGGAGGGCGUUGUGUUUCUUUGGAAGUUUCGGCGCUCUUUCAGUGAGAGCUGUCACUCUUUGAUCACACGGCAGGACUUUUUCUUUCCUUUCUUUCUUUUUUUUCUUUUUUUUUUUUUUUUUUUACACAACCUGCACCCAUUUCACAAGCCCCUCGUGCUCUCUGAAAAGGAAAAAACUGCACUUAAUCGAAAAGUCUGACGCCUUUCUUCCUUCUUUCUUUUUUUUGUAUGAGAUAUAUUCUUUCAAUCAACAUUUUAAUUUUUUUUUUCAUUUUGAUUUUUUUUUUUUUUUUUCUUUACGUUUACACGUGUUUACGAGCCUGUUGAGUUGUGCCUGAAUCUGGAUGCGUGAGGCGACGUCGGCGUGUUUUUCGCCUCCGGUGAACUUGAAAGGUUUUAGUUUAAGAUGUUUUGAAUUAGCUACACAGCUAUAGAAAGAAUCCCUACAGCAUCUGACCUGUUUAGUUAUACUCUGGGCAUUUAGGGCGUGGUAUUAAUUCAAACCUGGUUUGAAAAAACGGUGAAUAAACACACCUGUCAAGCUUUACAUCCACACUCUGAAACUGUUAAAAGGGGUUAGAUGAGGAACACAUUAAAUUGCGUAUUUAUCCGCUUAGACAUAGAUUAAUUACUCAUUGUGUCUGACUUGCUAGAUGAGGUCAACUCCAGGAAACUGAGCAUUAAAAAAAAAUGACAGCGCUAGUCACUGAGUAGCCAUUGGAGGGACACUCGAGUCUUCAGUGAUGUCACAGACAGGAUCGCCCGACACGUAGCGUCAAGUGUGUGAUGUCGACCCGUCGCUCCAUAUCCAUCGAAAAUGCCAAUAUAACUAUCAUAAAAUAACCCCUUUCUGUCAUGUCCAUGUCUAUAUCUAUCGUCAGCUGGUGAGGAAUUAUGAGCCUUAGAAUAUUGGGAGAACGUCCAUAAAGUGCCCGUUUACAGCGAAACUCUCGACCAGCGGCCAAACCACAUGAGCUUAUUGGCUGAGUCUUAAAAUUUUGCAUCAUCUCAACUUGUGCCAUGAAUGGAAAGCUUGACAGGUGUAGCAACAGUAACUAAGGAGGAAGGGGUAAGCAGACGCUCAACAUUUAACCCCGUUAUUAUCCAAAGUCCCAUUUCUCACAAUGUUAAGUUGCCUUAUCUCAUUAUGUGAUGGUAUGAACGCUGUGGAGGAAAAAGAGAUGCCCAGAGGCAACGGCUAGUGUUGAUUGACGGCCAUUAUACUAUCUGUGAAUCUGUAUUUUUUUUUUCUCUUUUCCAUUUUUUGUGAUAUAUGCAGUCAUCUCCCUUUAAAAAAAAAAAAAAAAAAAAGAAUCACCUGCCUUCUCACGCUCCAGCGAAACGAGGUGAUUUCCGUCGCUGCCAACCCCCAUCCUGUCCGCGCCCGUGGCUCGCCGUCUCCCGGCACACAUCUCCAUGGUGAUGAAGGCCUCGGCGGCAUCUGGCCGGAGCCUCUUCUCCUUCUUGCCCACACACGGGCAAACUUCAAACAUCCUCCGGGAGCGUCUCCGGGAAAGGCAUCCUUUAGCAAAACACUUUCAGCUGCUUUCAUUUCUCUCCGAGUGAAAUAUGUUCAAGAAACCAAACUGGAGAAGAGAAAAAUAAAAGCCCUCCCUCUUGUCUUUUUUUUGCCUCAGAGUACUCAGAAGAAGAAGAAGAAGAAAAAAGAUCUAAUAAUACUAGAGCGCGUGGGUGACAGGAGUAGCGGUUCUUGAAUUUAAAAAUGUGUACAGAGAAGAUUUUGAAACAAAAAUGUGUAAAUAGAAAGUGUAAAUAAAUCCUAUAUAUGACAAAAUUGC